This is a messenger RNA of Mugil cephalus (flathead mullet), 2477 nucleotides long. Its product is annotated as tumor necrosis factor alpha-induced protein 2-like. The transcript has 12 exons. Gene Ontology annotation, molecular function: SNARE binding. Gene Ontology annotation, biological process: exocyst localization; exocytosis. Bases 63 to 2150 code for a protein of 695 amino acids. Lineage: Eukaryota; Metazoa; Chordata; Actinopteri; Mugiliformes; Mugilidae. Gene Ontology annotation, cellular component: exocyst. The record is from RefSeq and is a predicted model, not a curated record.
UUCGGUUGAGCUGUUGAGUCGACCUGCUGCAGAGACGGCAGAGCCUGGCAGUGUUGGUCGCAAUGUGUUCGACGCUUCGUGGCUGCUUUCCCUGCAAAUGUCAGGGAUCCUGCAGAGGGAAAGAUUCAUCGACCCCUCUCUGGGACUGUUGGUCGCGUUUCUUCCCCUCGACAAGGAUGCGGACCCAGGCAGGCUCGCGGGAGGACGACGUCGACGGCUUCAGGCCCAGUGUUACCUCAGAAACCAGAGGAAGAGGAAAAUGGAUUAGAGGAAAAUUCCAAAAGUUUUGGGGAAGUCCCAGAGGUCAGGUCGGCGUCCCUGGUCCUGCUGAGACCGAUGGACACCAGUCCCCUGAGGACGAGGAGCCUCCAGUCGUGAGCCUCGCGUUUGAGCAGCACAUAGAGGAACAGCACUUGUGUGAGGCCAGCCAGCUGCUGAUAGACAAAGAGAAACAUCUGUUUGGGAAUAUAACCGAGGAAGAGGAUCUUAUUCCUCACAACGCAGAAGUAGAAAAGCUCGCUGCAGACCACGAGGCCCUUGGAAAGCUCGUAACGGAGACCGUGGUGGAGAGUCUGUCUUUCAGCCUUCAGGAGGUCGACAACAACAGCCCGUCCGUGUCUGCUCAUGUGGCGGCGCUGACGUCCGCCGUGAAGACCAUCAUACAGGAGGAGGAGCAGGACCAGAUGUGGAAAACCAGAUGUCGGCCGGUGCCGUCGUGGAGGCCAUGCAACUGGAGGAAGAUCCACGACACGACGCUUCACGUCCUGGUUGGGGGGCGUAUGGAUAGCCCCCAGACACCCACUGCCAUCCUAGCGGAGCAGUCGUCCAUCCAGACCGACGUCCAGAACAUGGGCAGGCAGCUGAAGGAGGACCUGCUGCUGGUGGUGAAGCUGGUGAAGAGCUGCUACCCCCCUGAGAUGGACAUCUGUAACUUUUACGCUAAACUUUACCACCAAGUCUUCAGCACCAGACUCAGAAAGAUUGCAGACUUUGGACUGGAUGACAAGGACUGCACUUUCCUCCUGCGCUGGGUGAAUGAAUAUUAUCCAAGAAUCUUUCAAAACCCAGAGCUGGCCUCAGAGAUUAAUGUGGAAUCGCUGGGAAAGCUGCUGCCUCAAGAGUUACUGGUACCUCUGGAGAAACAGUAUCUGGACAAACAAGAGGCUGAGCUGAAGACUUAUAUCGAGCGAGUCCUGGACGACGCAGCGCAAAAGUGGAGAAAAGGAGAGGAGCCAAAAACAGAAGACGACUGCUACGUCAGUCCUGUGGCCUACGACAUCAUCCAGUUGAUCAAUGGUAUGGUGAAAGCAGCAGAGGUAAUUCUAGGAGACCUGCACAAGGCCCAGGAAAUAACACGUCCCAUAUCAGACUCCAUGCAGAGGUACAAAGUCUUUCAGGAGGACAUCAUCAGGCAGAACAAGCCCAACAGCACGGCGUUCAUUAAAGCAAACCUCGGCUGCAUUAAAGACUUCAGGGACGUCCUGGUCAAUAAGAGUCAUCUGUUCCAAGAAGAAGUACGGAGGAGCUGUUUGGAUGUGGUGACCAACAUGAAACAAUCUGCACACACGUAUUUACUGAGCCCUGUGCACAAGAAUCUCAAGACACAGUACCAGAAGCUGGGAACGAAGGACUGGCUGAACAAGAACGCGUUUGAUAAGCUGCUGCUCAGCAUCGAAAAGGAACUUCAGGAGCUUCGGGGCCCCAAUCAGUCCUGUUACCAGGAGCUGAUUGGCCAGUUUCACCAGGAAGUAACGGAGGAAUACGUCAGGAGGCUGCUGAAAGGAGACGUCAAACUGAAGGACAAGGAUCGGCAGCAGAAGGCCUAUGAGACUGUGAUAGACAACGCAGAGAGUUUACACAACCUGUUCAAGAAAAUGGGGUCACAGGAUGACUGGUUGAAGGAAAUCCUGACCAAGAUUGCAGAAGUAUUGGAGCUCCAGGACAUCCCCGCCAUGCAGAUGCAAGUAGCUGCACUGGGAGCUGCUCAACCUGACCUCAGCGAGAAACACGUCUCAGCUUUGCUCAAACUCAAGACGAACCUCUCCAAAACCGACCGGAGCACCGUCAAAGCCACUCUGUCGGACACUUUGACAGAAAUCAAGGCCGAAGCCAUCACCCGGCCGUUUUUCUCCAAAAUCGCCGUCAAAUGAGUUUUGUACUGUUAACGUCAUGGUGCACGAUAGUGAAUGUGACGCGGUUACUUUGUGCCGACUAAAUGAUGAAAUAAGUGCUGUUGUUACUGUAUAAACAUGUUGCAUAAGCUACAGGUCACAGUUUUGCUGGUAAAUAUGAUGCGUGUUGUUCUUACGGUGUCUAUUUGAGUGUUUUUGUGAGUAUCGGGUGUGUGUUAGCAAAUCUAAGUGUGUCAAAGUGUAUAUUUUUAUAUGAUAUCAGUGCUGGCCAUAUGCAUUUCAUGGUGUUUUGUCGCACACCUUUUGAUGUACAUAAGCUGAAAAUAAAUUAAAUUUAUAAAUAAA